Messenger RNA from Dipodomys spectabilis (banner-tailed kangaroo rat), 1476 nucleotides. RefSeq names its product phosphatidylinositol 3,4,5-trisphosphate 3-phosphatase TPTE2-like. Gene Ontology annotation, molecular function: protein tyrosine phosphatase activity; phosphatidylinositol-3,4,5-trisphosphate 3-phosphatase activity; monoatomic ion channel activity. Gene Ontology annotation, cellular component: cytosol; membrane. NCBI's taxonomy places the organism in Eukaryota, Metazoa, Chordata, Mammalia, Rodentia, Heteromyidae. The record is from RefSeq and is a predicted model, not a curated record. Gene Ontology annotation, biological process: transmembrane transport; protein dephosphorylation; monoatomic ion transport. The transcript has 17 exons. The coding region runs from base 1 to 1476 and encodes 491 amino acids.
AUGUCAAUACAGACACACAAGAAAGCAUAUUCAAAAGAAAAGAAAGUUAUUGAGAUUAAAGAACUUUAUUGGAACUACAUCAAGAAAAUUGCAAAUCGAAUUGUGUCAUCAAUAGCAUUCAGGCUCUUGGGACUAUUGCUCAUUUUUGUUGAUCUUGCAUUGAUGGUUACGGAUAUUGCAGUCACUUCAAGCAAGCUUUAUAUUCCUUUGGAAUAUAGAAGCAUCUCCUUUGUGAUUGCUCUCUAUUUUCUUGUGGACAUUCUUCUUCAAGUCUAUGUAAAAGGGAACAAGCAUUAUUUUUCUGACAUACUUAACAUCUUAGAUGCCAUCAUCAUAGGAAUCAUUCUACUUAUCGAUGUCACAUACAUAUUCUUUUAUGCUGGAUUUUUUAAAGAUAUUCAAAGAAUGUCUGUGUUCUUUCGACUACUGAGGCUUGUAACACUUAUGCGAAUAUUCCAUCUUGCCAAUCAGAAAAGACAUCUAGAAAGAGUAAUCAGAAGACUGGUGUCUGGUAACAAGCGUCGAUAUGAAAAGGAUGGAUUUGAUCUAGAUCUCACCUAUAUCACUGAACGGCUAAUUGCUAUGUCGUUUCCAUCCUCUGGGAAACACUCAUUCUAUAGGAAUCCCAUGGAGGAGGUGACUCGAUUCUUGGAAAGCAGACAUGCUGAACAUUAUUUUGUAUACAACCUUUGUAGCGAACGAUCUUAUGACCCAAAGUAUUUUCAUCAUCGAAUGCAUAGAAUAAUGAUAGAUGAUCACAAUGUUCCCUCUCUCGAAGAGAUGAUUUUAUUUUCAAAAGAAGUCAUUGCCUGGCUAUCCAAGGAUCCUCAGAACAUCAUUGUGAUUCACUGCAAAGGAGGAAAAGGGCGCACGGGGACCAUGAUUUGUGUCUGCCUAAUUGCAACUGGCACAUUUUUAACCGCCAAGGAAAGCCUGAAGUACUUUGGGGAUAGAAGAACCGACACAAGUUUCAGCAAGAAAUUUCAAGGUGUUGAAACUCCUUCCCAAAGUCGAUAUGUUGGUUAUUUCGAAACCAUCCGAAAUGUAUGUAAUUGGCAGCUACCAUUGAAGAAAAUACUCAAAAUUACCAAGAUUGUCAUUUACUCCAUUCAAGGGAUAGGACAAGGAGACGGGAAGGACCUGAAUAUUGAAAUAGUACGUCAGCACAGGACUGUGCUUACUUGCACUCUACAAACAUGCACGGUUUUACAUGAUCCUGAAAAAAACAGGGCAAUAUUUAUUGUCCCCAACUGCCCGGACUUACAAAAUGAUGUCAAAGUGAGGUUUCUGUCAAUGAAUCUUCCUAACCACUACGACGAAUGCGCCUUCUUUUUCUGGUUCCACGCUUCCAUGAUAGAGGGAAACAGACUUUAUUUAACAAGGAAUGAGUUGGAUAAUCCUCAUAACAAAAACAACUGGAGUAUAUAUCGUCCCGAUUUUGCUGUCGAAAUUAUCUUUGAAGAAGUAUUUUCAUAA